Molecule: messenger RNA, 951 nt
Organism: Panicum hallii
Lineage: Eukaryota; Viridiplantae; Streptophyta; Magnoliopsida; Poales; Poaceae
Product: ethylene-responsive transcription factor ERF037-like
Exons: 1
Coding region: 1-951 (316 amino acids)
Biological process (GO): regulation of DNA-templated transcription
Molecular function (GO): DNA binding; DNA-binding transcription factor activity
Source: RefSeq, a predicted model, not a curated record
AUGGUGGAAGCAGCUAUGGCGAUGAGGCAGCGAAAGAUGAAGCAGGAGCGGGUGGCCGAGCCGACCACGAUCCGCAAACUUGUUCGCGUCUUCUGGGACGACCGUGACGCCACGGACUCCUCCGGCGACGAGGCUGGCGCCGGCGCCGGUACCGCGGCGCGGGGAGUGCGCAAGUUUGUCAGGGAGAUCCGCGUUGUGGAGCAUCGAGCGCCUUGCAAGGUCAUCACGCCGGCCCCGGCGCCCGCCGGGAGAGUUGCUGCCGGCGGUGGCAAGAGGAAAGCGCCGGGGGUUCCGGCGGCGGAGCCGAGGUACAGGGGCGUGCGGAAGCGGCCGUGGGGGAAGUACGCGGCGGAGAUCCGCGACCCGUACAAGGGCGAGCGGAUUUGGCUGGGCACGUUCGACACCGCCGAGGACGCCGCCAGAAAGUACGACAGCGAGGCCCGCCGCCUCCGCGGGCCAUCGGCGACGACCAACUUCCCGGAAGCCCCGCCAACGCCGGUCCUCGCGCGACCGUCGCCCCACGCCAUUCCCGCGGCGCGCUUCGGCGCGGCCGACAUCUCCUCCGCCGAGGAGUCCAGCGACGAGUCCCAGCUUGUGGGCUCGCCGGUCUCCGUCCUCCUCCGCGCAAUGCCGGGGGAGACGGACGACGCAGCGGGCCCUCCGGCGCUGAAGCCCACGACGGACGCCGCCGAUCCCACCGCCGAAGACGAGACCUCCCCGAUCUCUGCCGACGCGCUCCUGCCGCAGCUCGACGAGGAGGCGUUCCCGUUCGCCGGCAUCAUCACCGCCCCGUUCGGCGACCCGACCCUGGGCGUCAUGUUCGAGGACCUCGCCGCGCCGCGGCUCGACCACCUCGCCGACGACGACCUCGGCGACCUCCCGCUGUGGCCGGGCGCGGACGGCUGCCGCUUCAGCGACAUCGGCGACGGCGACUUCUUCGCCGCCGAAUGA